Microdochium trichocladiopsis is the source of this 4961-nucleotide messenger RNA. RefSeq names its product ABC-2 type transporter. The coding region runs from base 1 to 4650 and encodes 1549 amino acids. Gene Ontology annotation, biological process: transmembrane transport. The record is from RefSeq and is a predicted model, not a curated record. Gene Ontology annotation, cellular component: membrane. Lineage: Eukaryota; Fungi; Ascomycota; Sordariomycetes; Xylariales; Microdochiaceae. Gene Ontology annotation, molecular function: ATP hydrolysis activity; ATP binding; ABC-type transporter activity. The transcript is spliced from 3 exons.
AUGAGACGUGGAGCCGGCGACGCAACUUGGCGGCUUGGCUCUGAUGGUGACGACUGGAGUUCGUUUGGACCUGUCGACAAGACUCGCGGCAGCAGCUUCAACGUCGAAGCAACCAAGGACGACGCAUCUCACCCAUCGCCGCCUCUUGUGGGGGAUCGCACAGCCAUAAUGGCGGACCAGAGAGAUCUGGAAAAGCAGCAUGAGGCUGCGGCGGCGCCUGCUGCUGAGCUCAAGGAGACUGGGGCCAGCCCGGCUUCUGAGCCAACUUCCAGCUCUUCCGCAUCCGUGGCUACAAUUUCGCCAGAAGAAGAGCGCGAGAGAGCCAGACAGGCAAACCCCAGUGGAUUCUCCAACGCACAAGGUGGCGUGAACAUUGAGCGUGCAACAGCCGACUUCGCCGAGCUCCAGCGUGAGAUCUCUGGUCUCUCACGCAUCAGCCGUGUUCAAAGCCGGCAGAGCCAGAAGGGCGUAGAUGUGGAGAAGGUCAAAUCUAACAGGACUGGUGCAGACGAGUCUGACAGCACCGAGGAACUGUUCGACCUCGAAGCUACUCUGCGUGGUGGACUCGCUGCCCAGCAGGAGGCCGGCAUCAAGCCAAAGCACAUUGGCGUCUACUGGGACAAGCUCACUGUCAAGGGCAUGGGUGGCAUGACCAACUAUGUGCAGACCUUCCCGGAUGCGUUCAAGAACUUUUUCAAUUUCUGGACCCCAAUCAUGGGCCUUUUCGGAAAGGGCUUCAGCUUCGAGGAGGCCACCCUUCUUGACAAUUUCAAGGGUGUCGUCAAACCCGGUGAGAUGGUGCUCGUCCUCGGGCGGCCUGGCUCAGGCUGCACCACGUUCUUGAAGAAUAUUGCCAACCAGCGUCAUGGAUACACCAGCGUCUCGGGUGACGUCUUGUACGGCCCGUGGACUGCUGAUGAGUUCAAGCAAUACCGAGGCGAGGCCGUUUACAACCAGGAGGACGACAUUCACCACUCAACUCUGAGUGUGGGGCAGACUCUUGGCUUCGCCCUCGACGUCAAGGUGCCGAACAAGUUGCCCGCCGGCACAACGAAGAAGCAGUUCAAGGAGGAUGUCAUCACAAUGCUGCUCAAGAUGUUCAACAUUGAGCACACGCGCAACACCGUCGUCGGUGAUGCUCUCGUCCGUGGUGUCUCUGGCGGUGAGCGCAAGCGUGUCUCUAUCGCGGAGAUGAUGAUCACCAAUGCCUGUAUUCUGUCCUGGGACAACAGCACGCGUGGCCUUGAUGCCAGUACCGCCCUCGAUUUUGCCAAGUCCUUGCGCAUCCAGACCAACCUGUAUCAGACUUCGACUUUUGUCUCCCUGUACCAGGCGUCUGAGAACAUCUACAAGCAGUUCGACAAGGUGCUCGUCAUUGACUCUGGCAAGCAGGUCUAUUUUGGACCAGCUUCCGAGGCUCGCGCCUAUUUUGAAGGCCUCGGAUUCCUGCCUCGCCCCCGGCAAACCACGCCUGAUUAUGUUACUGGCUGCACUGACGAGUUCGAGCGUGACUAUGCCGACGGGUACUCACCCGAGAACGCGCCGCACAGCGCAGAGACCCUGGCUGAGGCCUUUAAUAAGUCUGCUAUUGCUGCUCGCCUGAACGAGGAGAUGGCCAGCUACAAGACACAGCUCGAGCACGAGUCGGCCAAGCACAAUGAUUUCCAGACGGCAGUUCGGGAGAGCAAGCGGGGCGGCGCUAAGCGUUCCGUCUACGGUGUCGGCUUCCACCUGCAAGUCUGGGCCAUCAUGAAACGUCAGUUCGUCCUCAAGAUGCAGGACAAGCUCAGUCUUUCCCUCUCCUGGCUUCGUGCCAUUGUCAUCGCCAUCGUCCUCGGUACUCUUUAUCUCAACCUCGGUCAAACCUCAGCCAGCGCCUUCAGCAAGGGUGGUCUUCUCUUCAUCAGUCUCCUGUUCAACGCAUUCCAGGCCUUCUCGGAGCUCGGGUCAACUAUGACAGGCCGCCCCAUCGUGAACAAGCACAAGGCUUAUGCGUUCCAUCGGCCCUCGGCCUUGUGGAUUGCGCAAAUCUUUGUCGACGCCGCCUUCUCAGCUGUGCAGAUCCUGGUGUUCUCCAUCAUUGUGUAUUUCAUGACUAACCUGACAAGGACUGCGGGUGCCUUCUUCACCUUCUACCUUAUGAUCUUGGUCGGCAACAUAGCUAUGACGCUGUUCUUCCGCAUCAUUGGUUGUCUAAGUCCGGACUUUGAUUACGCCAUCAAGUUCGCCGUCGUCUCCAUCACGCUGCUCAUUCUGACAUCUGGUUACCUCAUCCAGUAUCAGAACCAGCAGGUAUGGCUGCGGUGGAUCUUUUGGAUCAACCCACUGGGCUUAGCGUUUGCUGCCCUCAUGGCGAACGAAUUUGGACGCAACACGCUCACCUGCUCGGCCGAAUCUCUCAUCCCGUCAGGCCCUGGCUACGGCGACAUCAACAAUCAAGUCUGCACGCUCCCCGGAUCCACGCCUGGUACCGAUCAGGUCGAUGGAGGCGCAUACAUAUCCCAGGCCUUCCAGUAUGCGCCCGAGGAUCUCUGGCGCAACUUUGGUAUCAUCAUCGCCAUCAUCAUCUUCUUCCUUGCGGCCAAUGUCAUUCUCGGUGAGGUCCUCAACCAUGGCAUGGGUGGCAACACUUUCCGCACAUACGCCAAACCCAAUGAGGAGCGUAAGAAGCUCAACGCGGAGCUGCAAAAGCAUCGUCUUGCCCGUCAGAAGUCGCGACGCGAAGGCCAAGAUAAGACCAUGAAGAUCGAAUCUGCCAGCGUCCUGACCUGGGAGAACCUCAACUACGAUGUACCAGUCCCUGGUGGCACUCGUCGUUUGCUGAAUAAUGUCUACGGCUACUGCAAGCCUGGCCAGCUUACUGCCCUCAUGGGUGCCUCCGGUGCCGGCAAGACGACGCUUCUGGACGUGCUGGCUGCUCGCAAGAACAUCGGUGUCAUCUCUGGUGAUAUCCUGGUCGACGGCCUCAAACCUGGCAAAGAAUUCCAGCGAUCAACCUCGUACGCUGAACAGCUCGACAUGCACGAUCCCACCCAGACCGUCCGUGAGGCUCUGCGCUUCUCGGCUGACUUGAGACAACCCAUGACCACUCCUCAGGAGGAGAAGUAUGCGUACGUCGAGGAAAUCAUUGCCCUGCUUGAGAUGGAGGAUAUCGCAGAUGCCAUCAUUGGAUACCCCGAGUUCGGUUUGGUUGUUGAGGAGCGCAAGCGUGUCACCAUUGGUGUCGAGCUUGCUGCCAAGCCGGAGCUGCUACUGUUCUUGGAUGAGCCGACGUCUGGUCUUGACAGCCAGAGCGCCUUCAACAUUGUCCGUUUCCUCAAGAAGCUUGCGGGUGCUGGCCAGGCCAUUCUGUGCACCAUCCACCAGCCCAACGCCGCUCUGUUCGAGAACUUUGACCGGUUGCUGCUACUGCAACGUGGUGGCCAGUGUGUCUACUUUGGCGAUAUCGGCAGCGAUGCUUAUGUUCUCCGUGAUUAUCUGGCCCGGCAUGGCGCCGUUGCUGGAGAGUCUGACAACAUUGCCGAGUUCAUGCUCGAGGCCAUUGGUGCCGGCAGCCGUCCUCGCUUUGGCGAUCGUGACUGGGCUGAUAUCUGGGCAGACAGCCCCGAGCUUGCUAAUGUCAAGGACACCAUUUCUCAGCUCAAGUCCGAACGUCAGGCCGCGGACUUGCAGAUCGAUCACGCCCUGGAGCGCGAAUAUGCAUCGACGCUGUCGCACCAGCUUAGGACGGUCAUGCGCCGCAUGAACCUGUCCCUGUGGCGGUCCCCCAACUAUCUGUUCACUCGUGUUUUCAACCACGUUGCCAUCGCUAUCCUUACUGGUCUCACCUACCUACAACUCGACGACUCUCGUGCGUCUCUGCAGAACAAGGUCUUCGUCAUGUUCCAGAUUACCGUCUUGCCUGCGCUUGUCAUGACACAAGCCGAGGUUAUGUGGGUUAUCAAGCGUGCCAUUUUCUUCCGGGAGCAGUCCAGCAAAAUGUACAGCAGCUUGACGUUCACGGUCACCAUGAUUGUCGCCGAGAUGCCGUACUCGAUUCUUUGCGCUGUUCUGUUCUUCCUGCCGCUCUACUACAUGCCUGGGUUCCAGUAUGAGAGUGUGAGAGCGGGUUACCAGUUCUUCAUGAUCUUGAUCACGGAGCUGUUCGCCAUCACUCUGGGUCAGGUCCUUGCUGCCAUCUCUCCGUCAGCCUUCAUCGCCUGCCAGUACGACCCGUUCAUCGUCAUCACCUUUGCGCUCUUCUGUGGUGUCACAAUCCCCUAUCCUCAGAUGCCUGGUUUCUGGAAGGCCUGGUUGUACCAGCUGGACCCUUUCACGCGUUUGAUUGGUGGCACAGUCACCACCGCUCUCGAGGGUCUUCCUGUCGUCUGCAGAUCAGGCGAGCUCCAACACUUCAAUGCUCCUGGCGGCGAAUCCUGCGGCGAGUAUAUGGAACCGUUUUUCAGCUCGGGUGGCCUCGGCUACCUUGUCAACAAUGCCACGAGUGCUUGCGAGUACUGUGCCUACAAGAUUGGCAAUCAGUUUUACGAGCCGCUUGGCUUUGAGUUCAGCAACCGUUGGAGAGAUCUCGGCAUCUUUGCCGCCUUCAUCUUCAGUAACCUGGCGAUUCUGCUCUUGGCGGGACGCUUCCUGAACUUCAAUCGACGAUAGAGUACCAGGUCUGGUGUCGUGACGUUUGAUUUUUUCUCACGAGGAUACGAGCAUGUUCCUCUUCUGGCCUGCAUUACGCUAGCUAAUGCAGUGUUAAACUCUCUUUACAGCGCCGGGGCAUUGCGCGAUUCCGCAUUUUGUUUUAGAACAUAAAAGCCUAUCACUAGAUAUUUUUUUUCCUGUCUUCGCUUUACAUAUCAUUCUCUAUAUUUUCAUAAUGGUCUACGGAUGACUAGAUACGGUACUCGCAGCAUACGAGGGUCGACACUGAUCCAAUAAUCAAAUAAGAGAGUCGUUUUGACAUUGGCGGU